AUGGACAUCUUCCCGCUUGGUAGAUAUAUCGGACUGAUACUGGCAAUCCUGUCCACCAUGGCUAUCGGAACGAGUUUCGUUAUCACCAAAAAGGGCUUGUUGCAUGCCUCCGAAACCCAUGGUUUCGAGGGAGAGGGCUUCUCGUACCUGAAAAGCCCAAUCUGGUGGGGUGGUAUUGGCACACUCGCUCUGGGAGAAAUCUCCAACUUUGCGGCCUAUGCCUUUGCUCCUGCGAUUCUGGUGACACCGUUGGGUGCGCUUAGUGUCUUGAUUGGCGCCGUUCUCGGUUCCUAUUUCCUGAACGAAAGACUCGGUGUACUGGGGAAACUUGGUUGUGCAAUGUGUCUCCUCGGUUCCGUCGUCAUCGUAUUGCAUGCGCCUCCAGACAAGCCAGUAGAAACUAUUGAUGAAAUUCUUCACUACGCCCUGCAGCCAGGCUUCCUGUUGUACUGUCUGGCUGUUGCGGUCUUCUCGACCGUGAUGAUCUACCGUGUCGCCCCGGUUUACGGCAAGAAGAACCCAUUGAUUUACAUCUCGAUCUGCUCCACUGUCGGCUCCGUAUCGGUCAUGUCUGUGAAGGCCUUUGGAAUUGCGCUCAAGUUAACACUUGGAGGACACAACCAGUUCACUCAUGCCUCGACCUAUGUCUUCGCCAUCGUCACCGGAUUCUGCAUCCUGACGCAGAUGAACUACUUUAACAAGGCCUUGAAUCAGUUUUCUACGUCCAUUGUCAACCCUCUCUACUACGUCACGUUCACUACAGCUACGCUUUGCGCUUCGUUUAUCCUUUUCAAAGGCUUCAACACCACCGACGCCGUCAAUACCAUCUCGCUUCUUUGCGGAUUCUUGGUUAUCUUCUCCGGCGUGUAUCUCCUCAACCUUUCUCGAAACGACCCGGACGGUCGCCAGCUCCUCAACGGCAAGAUUGACGAAGAAGACGGUGUUCCCACGGACGGAAUUGCCAGCUUCCACACCCGGCGGUCUAUGCAGUCGAGGAGGAGUCAAGACCCUCACCGGAGGAGCUCCUCGAGCAUAGCUUUUCUGAAUGGCCAGAGCGACCGCGAAGGUCUCAUCCAUUCCUACGAUCUUGAGGAUGGCGCCUUUGGCUUGAGUGAGCUGGCGGAGGAAAGCGACGGGGAACCGGGUCCUACCCGCAAGCAUAGUGGGGAGGCCAACCGUGCCGAACUUGGUGCCAAGCACGAUGACCGAUGA
Molecule: messenger RNA, 1212 nt
Organism: Paecilomyces variotii
Lineage: Eukaryota; Fungi; Ascomycota; Eurotiomycetes; Eurotiales; Thermoascaceae
Product: magnesium transporter NIPA-domain-containing protein
Exons: 7
Coding region: 1-1212 (403 amino acids)
Biological process (GO): magnesium ion transport
Cellular component (GO): membrane
Molecular function (GO): magnesium ion transmembrane transporter activity
Source: RefSeq, a predicted model, not a curated record